UCUUCGUGUCGAUGCUUUGUUCUCUUCACGACGCAAAAUUCGGCUGGAUCCAACGAGUGCGUUUUUUCGUUUAAGACCGAAUUUUUUUAAUAAGCGCGAUGCGAGUUUUCACGUUUCGCCGUUUUAGGCACCACAACGUUAUCGUUUGACGUCUUGGCGCAGGCAUCUAGACACAACGUGACGAUAUUCUUCGUGACAGCGACGAUCAACAGUCCAGAAGACGUGUUCAGCCAAAACGAUAAUCAAACGCAUUUAUGCAGCAACAUCCUAAUAUCUGCGAUCACGUAGAUUUUCGAAAUUAAAUUUGAUAGCAUAUUCAUUGAAAUGAGAAGAGUGGCUGUCGUAGUCGAACAUUACACGGACGAUUUACGGACGUAGCUUGAAAGCCGGCGGCGAUCGUUUCUGCAACGCGACAAUGACAAAACCACGAUAAAUACCCGGUCUAGAACGUCGAUCCGUCAGAGAUAACGCAAUCCGGAAGGAAGGUAAAUUCGUCAGAGAGACUCUGUGUCGGAGAUGGCGACCAACAGUCCCGGACAAUCGAUCCAUAUCAAGUCUCCGAGGAGUCCACGGCAGCUGCCGGCGCUACCUCGCCUCCAGCAGCAGGUGCCGAUCGCCGAGCAACGGAGUCCGACUCCCGGUCAUUCGUUGACCAAGUCGCCCGGUACCCCGCUGGUCUUCGAAUUCCCGCCCGAGUACUACCCGGAGACGCCCAAUACGAACUUCGACUUCGACGAGUUUGGGCGCGCCGGCGAGCUCGAGCAGCAGCGCGGGCCCAGGAGUCCCAGAAGUCCCAGGAGUCCCAGUUACUAUACCCGCGUCACGGGGCCACCGCGCAGUCCCAUGACCCCCAACAGCGAAAUACUGCACUCGCCUGGCCACAAAUCGCCCAUCUUUCAAUUCUGCGAUCCGCGCAAGAAUCUGAAACAAGCGGCGAGCUACCCAAUGUCGGCGACCUCGUCAUCGAUGAUCGAUCGCAGUAGAUCAGUCAAUUCGUCAUGCGGUUAUGGUCAGAGGAGCCCGAAACCCUUUAAUCGGCGGAGGAAUUCCUGCUUUGGUCUAACAAGCUUGAAGAGUCCUAUGUCGCCGACGAUAGUAACGCCGACAUCGCAUAACGCGACCAGUCCAAAAGCGGAUCGAAGCCCGGAUGUGGAUCAGAAGAGCGUCAGCAGGGAGACUGUGGGAUAUAAAAGCAACGAUACAGGCAAAUCGCCAUCUAUGGAGGGUUCUCUUGGUAUGCAUGAAAAAACCGCCGAGGAAACCGGCGAAAGGUCGAAAAGUAUAAAAAUGAACGGGCGUUUCAACAAGAGCCAAGGGUGCCUGGAUGAAGUCGGUCGUGAACAUCGUGAGGGAUCGAAAGAGCGCUCGAGACAUAGAAGAGGCGAGAAAAAUAUGUCUCGACGAUCGACGAGUGAUCUGACGGAUAUGGGCGAGGCUGAUACUGAGAUCACCAUGCUGUCCAGCCCUAGAAGGAGAGGCUCCAUGAAGGGCGGCCUUGCCUAUCUGGCAUCCAGACGUGGCUCCCGCGAUAGUCAAUGCUCCAACAUAUCCAACGUUACCAACGAAGAUGUUGGCCCCUUAAAUUUUAGCGCUCAUCCGCGCGGCCGACAACGCAGGACUUCGAAUUUUCUUGAACUGCCCGUACCGGAUCAUAUACGACCACGUGUGCACAGUCUACCGGAAAAAGCAUAUAAUCCCAGAGCCAGCGAUGACCUCUACAGACUCAGAGCUUUCAGUAUCACUCACAAGGGUGUCGUAAAUCGGGGUGAUUCUAUCAUUUCCAGGCGCAGCAGAAGCAACACUUCCGUCAAUAGUAGCAGAAACAGCAAUGUUUCGGGGGAGAGAUCACCAUUUGAAGGCUCUUGUUGCAGUGGGCAAGACGCUAGCACCGAUAGCGAUAUUGAGGAAACUAUUUCAAAGUAUAGGGUAAUCUUGCUGGGAGACUCCGGUGUGGGAAAGACGGCUUUGGUCUCGCAAUUCAUGACAAGCGAAUACAUAAACACGUACGAUGCCAGUCUAGACCAUCACCUUUAUGUUGUAGAUGACGAGUUCGGAGAAAAAACCGUUUCCAUUUUGUUAGAUGGCGAGGAAUCGGAAAUGAUCUUUAUCGAUCAUCCGCAUGUAGAAAUGAGCGUCGAAAACUCUUUGUCGACAUAUGAGCCACAUGCUUGCAUCGUGGUUUAUUCAAUCGUUUCACGUACGAGCUUUCAAGUGGUUGAAGAGAUACUAAAUUAUCUAUGGCAAGAACAUUACACUCAGGAACAUACGGUCAUCGUCGUUGGCAACAAGUCCGACCUCGUCAGAAGUCGGACAAUUUCGGCAAAUGACGGGAAGCAGUUGGCCACAUCGCGCGAGUGCAAAUUCAUUGAAACAUCUAGUGGGCUCAAGCACAAUGUGGACGAGCUUCUGGUCGGCGUUCUGAAGCAAAUCCGCCUAAGAGAGUCCCGCGAAAAGAAACUUCGACGUCAAGGCAGCAAAGGCAAACUAUUGUCAAAACUGCACAAUAGCAAAACUGUUCUGAGUCUAAACCUCGCUAGGGAAAUUCUCAACAAGAUGUGCUUGAACGACAGCAAGAGCAAGAGCUGCGAGAACUUGCACGUGCUGUGAAAUAUUGCGACGGAAUAUAGAGGAGGGAAAGCAGGAAUGGCGGGAAGGGAUCCCUUUUACGAUCGAGGAAUGUUUCUCGAGCGAAAGCACGAACGGUAAUUGAGAUCGAGAAGGUGAAUGCGACACUUCUCUGCGAGGGUGUUGCAUAAUAUUUUCAUUUUUUCUUAUCCACGCGGACAUUAUGAGGUUUAUGUCACUUCAACUUGGACAAGACUUUUUCAGUCAGGAGGUCGUAACGAUUUUACGGCUUGCGUACUGAUUAUGUAUUCCGGUAACGAGUCGUUGUUACGACCUACGUAUUCUAUGUUCGACGUUUUAUUCAAAUCUUUGUUCUUGCAACGCGUUUUUGCAAUAGAUCUCUGGCAUUAUCCGAUGCAUCUUUAUAUUGCAGAGUAUUAAUUCGCAUUGAUUUCAAACGCAUGCAAAACUUUGUUCCGUAUAUCAUUAACUUUUUUUUUAAAUUUUUCUAUGAAUCGGGCAUUAAAAUGAAAUAACGAACAAUGAAGGGAUACAGAAAAAUAAAUAUUGCAUAUUCUUGUUAUUUUUUAAACAUUCUUUAAAUUUCAUUAAAUAUAAUUAUAUUAAUUUUAUAUCAUUAUUUUUUAAUACGAUAAUGACAAUAGGAUUAAUUCUUUUACUAUCUAAUAUUUUUUGCAAAGAGAAAUGAGUCUCCGUGAUGGAUUUAAUAAAUUACUAAUUAACACAUACAUAUAAAUAUACUAAGCCUUGUAAAACUCAUCCAAGCAAUGUAUCCCUUGGAAACGUGCUUCGACAGGAAAAAGGCUACAGGUGGAUAUACCUGAUUAAAGGAUUAAAUGGGCUCUCAACCUUCGCCGUCUCGUUUUCUCUUCUCGUACGUGCUCAUAUAGUUGACAGUAUGAGAGUAACAGGUAAGAGCGGAUUGAGCACGAAGUGGAUACCGAGCCCCAAUAUACGUUAUCAUGAUUACAAGAAUAAGACCCCGCAACAUGCGUGUAUGUGCGUGUGAGAUUGUGUGCAUGCGCGCGCGUGAUCUAGAAAUUAGAAUUUAAGAUUAACGAUCUUAGACAAGAUCUACUCCGUUCGGGCGCGAGAUGAAUGGCAGUGCAGGUAAAACUGAUGUGCCGUCACUCUGCAAUGCAGCGAUUUGAUUAUUUAGAGUCUAAUGAGUCGUAUAUGCGUUCGAUCCCACGCACAGAUGGGAUCGGCGCUUACAGUGCGGCACUUCGAUAAUUGCGUUUUGUGAAUAAAGCCGCCUUUGUGUGAACGACACGAUUGCUGGCCAAAUAUUCCUCGAUAUCCCAAAACAAGAUUUUACCUAAAACGCGAGAUUGAUGAGAUUACAAUAAGAAAAAAAGUUAAUGCUCCACAAAAUUGAGUGUUGUUCCAUAAAAAAAGCUAAUUUAUUUUUAAUUCAGAUAAUAGCGUGAAUCUUUGAAUUAUUAUAAUUUAUUAGAAUUUAAUUUUGUUAUCGCGAAACGCGUCUUUUUCUGUAAAUGCGAAAUAAUUGUAGAAAGUUUAUAUGCAAUAAUUGCGUGUAUGCAGUAUGGAAUAUAUUAAAAAAAUUAAUUAGCAUAAAAAGUUUAUCACAUUAAGUUAUACACAUUGAAAUUUCCAUUUCCAAAUAUUUGAAAAUAAAUGCAUCGCAAUAAUAACGACGACCACGACAAUUACAAUUUUUCAAAAUAUUUAUAUGCAAUUUUUUCAAAAUAUUUAUACGCAUGCUAUUGUUCGUUGAAUAUUGGAGAUCGCAGAAAUAAAAAUAUGGACUUUCAAAAUAAGUGAGAAAUUAGAGAGUUUAAAUAAUGAUAAAUGAUAUUUGCAAAUAUUAUUUUGGCCAUUAUAUAACUUGGUUUUUAAAUAUUUAACUCGGAAAUAUAAUUUAUUAUUAUUUGUACAUAAAUGCCUCAAUAUUAAUUCGAAAUAGAAUAAACAUUAUGACAGAAUUAUAUUCAAACUACAAUUACAAAUAAAUCAAAAUAUAUAAUUACAUACAGCGCUUUGUAAAAGGAAAAAAAAACAAAUUUUUUUUUAGAUCUUUGCAAAAUGAUGUCGUCCACCACAUAAUCGAUCAUGAAAUUAAAUCUUAAGGGAUAAAGGAAUGAAAUAAAAAUCACUUUAUUGUUGAUGGCAACAUUAUACGAUCAUACGAUAUUCAAUAAUUGUUCUAAAUCACGUAUAUGUAUGUCAUUUUAUUACACUGGACGCAGGAUUCGUCCGUUCGCGACGCUGGUCGUCUUUUCACUUUAUAAAACGUAAUUUAUUGUAAUAUCUACAUAUACAUAUAUAACGAUACGUCUCAUAUAGAAUAAAGUACUGUUUAUCGGUGGAACACAAUGUUAAAUGUCAGAUUUGACAUUCUUACUGCAUUAUCUCUUAACUUGCUGCAUUACCUAAAUAAAUUUUCAUUCUCUGCCUACGUACAUCCGUAUAUUUACAGCUACGGUUGUAACUUAGAUAGGAAUAGCUAAUCGGAAUUAGCUUAACUAAAGUUGUAACACACUUCAACAAAUUUAAAGUGCUGCCUGUAUUUUUCAUCAUUAAGCACUAACAUUGUAGUUAGCAUUAAUUGCCAUAAUUUCAAUUAUUAUAGGAAAGUAAAAAUAAUGGUGUUUGCAGAUAUAGAUUAUCAGGAAAAAUGUGCGCUUCUAAAUUGUUCCUUUUAAUAUUUUUAUAAUUUUAUGUAUACUAGAGUCCUAGAUUAUCUAGGACUCUA
Formica exsecta is the source of this 5302-nucleotide messenger RNA. RefSeq lists its product as uncharacterized. The coding region runs from base 517 to 2607 and encodes 696 amino acids. NCBI's taxonomy places the organism in Eukaryota, Metazoa, Arthropoda, Insecta, Hymenoptera, Formicidae. The record is from RefSeq and is a predicted model, not a curated record. The transcript is spliced from 10 exons. Gene Ontology annotation, cellular component: plasma membrane. Gene Ontology annotation, molecular function: calcium channel regulator activity; GTPase activity; GTP binding.